AACACCGACUCUCCUUAAGCAAUGAAUGAAGAAAGGCCCUCCCUUCUGCACUUUGUAAUUGCAAUAUUUACUACAAAUUUCCCCUUCCUGCAUACUUCUUGGGAUUUUUCCAAACAAUUAAUACAUUUCCUGGCCUCAAUUUACACUCUUCUUCUACCCAAUACUUCAAUUCAAUUCAAUUCAAUUCCAUAACUCUGUUUCUCUCUCCUCUCUCUUUCUCUCUCUCUCUCUCUCUCUCUAUACACCCUACACCCUCCACCUCUCUCCCUCAAUUAAAUUAAGCUUUAAAUCACUCCCCCCUUCAUUUUCCUUAUAUAAAAUGGCCUUCAAGGUCCAUCCUUUCUCGCACAACAUAGAUCACUUCGCUGCUUCUAUCCCUGUCACUCUCUUUUCUGUCAUUCCUCUUCUUCCACCAACCAACCUUACACAAGGGGAAGCCAUGAAUCGCAGAAACGGAAGUGGUCCAAAGCUUGACUUGAAGCUGAACCUAUCCCCACCGAGGGUUGACAGGAGACUGGAGUCGCCGACAAGAUCCGCGACGGUGUCUCCGACGUCACCACCGAGCUCUUGUGUGUCAUCGGAGCUCAACCAAGAGGACAACCCAAGAUACUCUGACAGCCCUGAAGCCACUUCCAUGGUUCUUGUAGGUUGUCCUCGUUGCCUCAUGUACGUGAUGCUCGCUGAAGAUGACGCCAAGUGCCCCAAAUGCAAAAGCACCGUUUUGCUUGAUUUUCUUCAUGACAACAACAACAACACCAACAACGACAACAACAACAACAAAAAAACCCACCGUUAGAAGGAGCUAGAGUUAGGAUCCCCUGUUUCUAGCUCUGUUUUUCUCUGCUGUUAUUGGUAUCGCUAUUCCUAGUUGUAGGACAUAAUAUAUUAGCUUUUAAUCCUAGGAAUCUCCUUUUUAAAUUACUUUUUUUUUUUAAUUUUUUUAACUAUUUUCCCCUUGUAUGAAUAGUGCUACGUGCGCUCCACUUUUACCUUCUCUGUAUUCUGCUUUCAUUGAGGAAAUCCCAACAAUUUUGUCAAAGCAGGGGAUGCAGAAACAGAGUGGAGCGUAAAUAGCACUAUUUCUAAUCACAUAUAGAAAGUAAGUUACUGGGAAAUUGGGAAUGUUAGGAGUAUCUAUAUGGGAACUGGGGCUUUAGGUUCAGAUUUCCUGCUAAAAGUGUAAUAGGGCUUAACCUCAGGUGCCCUCUUAAUUUGCUUGUUGAAAUUU
Messenger RNA from Gastrolobium bilobum, 1228 nucleotides. Its product is annotated as protein GL2-INTERACTING REPRESSOR 1-like. The transcript has 2 exons. The record is from RefSeq and is a predicted model, not a curated record. Bases 320 to 796 code for a protein of 158 amino acids. Lineage: Eukaryota; Viridiplantae; Streptophyta; Magnoliopsida; Fabales; Fabaceae.